AUGUCUAACUUCCACUUGUUACUUCUCAUUCUUUCAGUAGCCGUAGGAAAUGCUAAUAUAUUUCGUCGUCGUCGAUAUGGAGAUCCAGUUCAAAAGGUGAUGAUUACAGAUAAUGAGUCAGAUGAAUUAGGACUAGAUGAAGCGCUGGUUACGUUCCGUAACUUUAACUAUACCUAUCCUGUAAUGUUUUAUGGUCAAACAACAGAGUGUGAAAAAUGUAAUCUACUAUUACUAUCCGAAGUGCCAGUGAAUAUGCAUAAUAAUGUAUCAGUUAAACUAGAUACAAAAUAUGGCUAUAAUAUUCAAAUUAACUUUACAAAUGGUACAGUGUCUUAUCCCGUUCGAUGUAACAUAACAAAAUAUGAAUUUUAUGAACAUGGUCAUUAUAUUUUCGACGUUUAUCAACGAACGGUACAAGGAUCUAAUGAAUGUUCAAUAAUAAAAAAAAAAAAUCCUGAUCACGUUUGGUUACCAUUUGUUGUUGGAAUUGUGUUCGUUAUAGUUUGUAUAUUUCUGACUCAACUUUUACAUCGUUUCUAUCAUAGCCGGUAUAUGGAUCGUUUAUUAUCAAACGUUGCUUAUCAGCGACUUAUUAAUAAUGACUUGGGUACACCGAAACAGCAACGAGUAUCAACGAGCAACUUAGAAAUAGUAAAUGGAUCUCCAACAAAUGAAGGAGCUACUAACACUCGGGAUAGUGACAUAUUUGAAAAUACAGGAACUGGACAAAAUCGUUUAUCGAAUAAUACGAUGCAAUUCAAAAAAGUUCUUCCAAAACGUUUAAGAGGAUUGGAUGUUUUCAGAGGAUUUUCAUUAAUGAUAAUGAUAUUUGUCAAUUAUGGGGGUGAGAAACAGCUAUGGAAUGGUCUGACCAUAGCCGAUUUGGUCUUUCCUUGGUUUACUUGGGUAAUGGGUGUUUCGAUUGUACUUUCACAACGGUCAAUGCGUUCAAAAAAUGUGAGAAAAACUCGUAUAUUUACGAAAAUUGUGCGUCGUACCAUUAUUCUAUUUCUCCUCGGACUGGCGCUACAAGGUCGCCAAGGCAACGGAACAUUGAAAGAACUACGAAUAUUUGGUGUUCUUCAACGUCUAGCUCUAUGUUAUUUUUUUACAGCUGUGUUAGAACUAUUAUUCGAUACGUAUGAUAUUGACGCACGUUCGCCGCUAAGCAACAGCGUUGACCAACCAUUGUCGACGGAACUUCGUGCAAUGUUGAUGUAUUGGCCUCAAUGGUUAUUUGUAUUAUUGAUUACAAUCGCAUGGUUAUUAAUUACAUUUUUAGUUGAUGUACCUGGCUGUGGAAGAGGUUAUCUUGGACCAGGAGGUCGACAUCGACAUGGCAAAUUUGAAAAUUGUACAGGGGGAGCGUCGGGAUAUAUCGAUCGCUAUUUGUUGCACCCAUCUCAUAUGUAUAAUGAUCCAACGUGUAAAGGAGUCUACGAUACAAAACUAGCCUACGAUCCCGAAGGUAUUCUUGGCACAUUAACAGGAAUAUUAUUAUGCUAUCUUGGUGUUCAAGCAGGUCAUAGUUUUCUUCAUUCAACUCGUGUGAUACGUGUUUGUUGUCAUUGGAUAGUUUCAGGCAUAAUCUGUGGAACAAUUGGUCUAAUAUUAUCACUGGGCGGCCAAAGCGACAGUUGGAUUCCGAUUAAUAAAAAUUUAUGGUCAUUAUCGUUUGUCCUUGUAUUGGCUUCUCUAGCUUUUGUCAUCUUAACUAUAUUUUAUUUGAUUGUUGAUGUCAAAACAUGGUUUACUGGAAGUCCAUUUUUGUGGUUGGGAAUGAAUUCUAUUGUACUUUAUGUUGGACAUGACAUGUUUGGUCGAUCUUUUCCAGUUCAAUUUGAAGUGGGUGAAUCACAUGCAAAAAAAUUAGCUAUACAUUUAUGGGGAGUAUUCUUUUGGACAAUAGCAGCUGGUGUUUUAUAUUAUAAAAAAAUCUUCAUUGCAAUUUAA
Molecule: messenger RNA, 1953 nt
Organism: Didymodactylos carnosus
Lineage: Eukaryota; Metazoa; Rotifera; Eurotatoria; Philodinida; Philodinidae
Source: the annotation of a GenBank genome assembly